Messenger RNA from Acytostelium subglobosum LB1, 3267 nucleotides. RefSeq lists its product as hypothetical. The transcript has 9 exons. The record is from RefSeq and is a predicted model, not a curated record. Lineage: Eukaryota; Evosea; Eumycetozoa; Acytosteliales; Acytosteliaceae. Bases 1 to 3267 code for a protein of 1088 amino acids.
AUGAGAAAGAGGUUCAACGGUGCCACAAUGGUUCUGAAGGAUAGCACUGGUAAAGAGAUCUCGAGGACCACUGGUACCAAUGGUGCCUACCUCUUCAAUGGCCUCAACGAUCAACUCUACUGCAUUGAAGCCAUACCAACAUCACCCAACUACGUUGCUGGUCUCUACAAGAAUGACAACGCCUUCAACAAUGGCAGAAAUUGCUUCGUGGCCAAUCCAAGCAAGAGCAAUGCUCACUUUGCGCUUGUCAAAAUUGAUCUGUAUGAUAGCGAGUACCGUGUUAUUAGAUCCGCGUUAACCAGUGUGGAUGGAAGCUAUGAGUUCCAUGGUCUUAACGCUUGUGUGUACUGUGCCUCUGGCUUCGACACCAAUGAAAAGUUAGUUCCAGAAAUGACAACGUCUACAUUGACGGUUCCCACUGCUUCCAUCUUGGUCCAGACGUUGAUAACGCUCAUUUGGCCACGAUCAAUGAGCCAGCUUGGAGCUCAAUCAAGACAUUUGAUCAGAACCAUUGACUAUGCCACUGGAGAGUUUGAACUCACUGGACUCCCCGCCGGAUCAUACUGGGUCAAGGCCACCCCAGGUGACUCAGCAUUCACUGCAGGUCCCAAGCAAAACGACAACGUCUUUGAGAAUGGCGAGUACUGUUUCAAUGUUGGUCCAUCCAUCACCACCGCACAUCUUGCCUUGGUCAGGAAGACCAACAAGGUAUCUGGAUUCAUCUGGAAUGACUCUCAGAACAACAAGGGUAUUAUGAACAAGGACAAGCCAUUUGGUGGUGUUCGCAUGGUAUUGAGCAAGGAUGGCAAGACUGUGGCGACUCAAAAUGACUUGACUGGAGCCUACUCAUUCGAAGACCUCACACCCGGCAGCUACUGUCUAACCGCCUCCAGAACCGACAACACCUACUCCCUCGGUGUCAACAAGAACGACAACCACUUCACCAACCCAGGCGGCAAGUACUGUUUCAGAAUCAUUGAUUCAGAUGUCACAGAUGCCAACAUUGGUUGGGUCAAGAUGUUUGGAUUGGAUGUUGAGGUCUGGGAUGACUCUUUGCUGAACAAGGGCAUUCAUGACCCUACAAAGGUUAUGUCUGACGUAAAGGUUGAGGUCAUUGACGCAGAGGGCAAGGUGAUCAGCACUCUUACCACACCACAAGGUCCCCUCCACAUUAAUCUUCCACAAGGCAGCUACUGUCUCGCUAUUAGCAAACCAGACUUCCUACCAUCCGAAGCCCAUGACCAAGACAACCACUUUGAUGACAAGGGUACACUGUGCUUCGAUCUCGACACUGACAAUGUUAAAUACCUUGGAGCCUUAUACAAGCCAAGGACUAAGUUCUCUGUGUCUGGAUUCGCUUGGGAUGACUCUGAGCUCAAUCAAGGCACUUUGGACAAGACCAAGCUAUUUGGUCCAUGGGGAAUGAACCUCACAGACAAGGAUGGUAAUGUGUUAGAAUCAAAGACUGUGACCGGUGCAUACUCCUUCACCGACCUCGAUGCUGGCGACUACUGUAUCAAUGCUACUUUGAAGGUUGCUGGUAACCAGUACUACUGGUGGGGCAUGCCAAGAAAGGACAGCAAGUUCGAUGGCGGCAAAUACUGUUUCACCCUCGGUCCAGAUGAUAUCACCAAUGCCCAUAUUCGCUCCACCAAGUUACUCUCAUACAGCAUUAGAAUAUGGGAUGAUACCACUGACAACCAAGGAAUAUUCGAUGAGGACAAGCUGAUCCAAGGAAUCAACUUUGAGUUGAGGGACGAAGAUGGAGUGCUGAUCUACAAACGAGCUUCAUAUGGCGGUGCACUCAUUCUUAAGGGUCCACCAGGUAAACUGUGCAUCAACCUGCUGCCACCAUUUGGCAAAUACAUCCCAUCCAGUGUCAUGAAGAACGACAACAUCUUUGACAGCAAUGGCAGGUACUGCUUCACUUUGGACAAGAGUAACCCAUCAAUCAAGGGUGCCAUGGUCAGGACCGUGUUCAAUGUUUCCGGUUUCGCCUGGGAUGACUCGGCCAGCAACGCAGGUCUCCUCGACACUUCCAAGCCAUUGAAUGGCGCGAUGAAGAUGGAUCUCACGGACAAGGAUGGUCAAGUGCUCAACUCUGUGCCAACGUUCAAUGGAAACUUCUCCUUUGCUGACAUGCCAGCUGGCGAUUACUGUCUCAAGGCCACACCCGUCGAGACCAAGUAUCACACCUGGCUCAUUCCCAAGGGUGACAGCAAGUUCAAGGACUUAUCAUACUGUUUCACUCUUGGUCCAGAUAUGAUCGAUGCCAAUAUUCGUGCAUCAUUAUACCGCAACUACACAUUGACCGUUUGGGAUGACACUGUUACCAACCAGGGUCUGUAUGAUUCUACUAAGAACAUCUCUGGAAUCAAGGUUCAGUUGAAGGAUGCCGAGGGUUCCACCAAUUACCCACUCUUGACCACAACAAAUGGACCUCUGAAGAUCAGGGCACCCCAGGGUAUGGUGUGCAUGACCCUCACUUCCCCCGAUGGCAAGUACGUCCCAUCCACCGUCAAGAAGAACGACAACCUCUUUGACAGCACUGGCAACUACUGCUUCAAACUCGAAAGAGAUGGACUGGAUCUCAAGGGUGCCAUGGUCGAGGCUCCAACGUUCAGCAUCAGUGGAAAUAUUUGGGAUGACUCGGCACUUGAUCAAGGAACACUUGAUAUCAACAAGCCAUUGGCUGGUGUGGUCAUGGUGCUCAAGGAUAAGAACGGAAAGGAUUUGAUCACUUUGGACAACACUGCCACUAGUGCAGGCACUUAUGAGUUUGAGAACAUACCUGCAGGCGAUUACUGUAUCCAGGGUACAUACACUGCUGGCGGCUACUGGCCAUCACUCAAGAACAAGGACUCCAAGUUUGACAAUGCCGGUGUCUACUGUUUCAAGCUGGGACCAGACAUCACCAAUGCCCACUACGGUCUGAUCAAGACGCACAAGGUCAGCGGCUCAAUCUGGGAUGACAGCGCCGACAAACAAGGAAAGCUCGAUCCAUCCAAGUUGGUGCCAAAUGUCGAUGUCACAGAGACCGAUGCCAGCGGCGCCACCUUUGUCUUCAAGUCCAUGGGCAGAUACUUCUACUACGUCAAGACCACCCAGAACAUUUGUCUCCAAUUGACUCCACCAGCUGGAUACACUGCACUUGGAACUGUUGUCGGUGACAACAAGUUUGACAACACCAACAAGGCUUGUUUCUUGGUUGACAAGGACAUGCUCAAUGUCGAUGGUGCUCUCAUCAAGUCCAACAGAAGAAGAUAG